This is a messenger RNA of Saitoella complicata NRRL Y-17804, 852 nucleotides long. RefSeq lists its product as uncharacterized. The transcript has 2 exons. Lineage: Eukaryota; Fungi; Ascomycota; Saitoellomycetes; Saitoellales; Saitoellaceae. Bases 1 to 852 code for a protein of 283 amino acids. The record is from RefSeq and is a predicted model, not a curated record.
AUGUUUGCACCAUUACUGCUACUACCAUUGCUGGCUGCCUACGUCGCAGGCGACUGCAAGUACACCGUCAAUGACCACACGUACGACCUCGCCCCGCUCGCGGGUCCGCAUUCCGUGAGCUCCAUUUGGGAUACGCCGCCUUCGGUUACGAAUACGACGUAUACAAUUGAUGUGUGUGGAAGGCUUAGGAAGGCGGACGGAAUGAGCAGUGAUGAUUUCUGUGAUGAGGAGACAAGAGUUUGCUCCGUGACCCGAAUUCAACGAGGUGACCAAUCUCUCAUCUCCCGCGUUAUUUCCAUCGCUCGUGACCCUGUUGAGCCAUCAUUGGCGGGGCUUUCCGAUAACCGGGAAGGUUUCGCACUUGCAUUCCAUAACGGCAAGAAUUCCGUUACAAGCAGAGCGCAAAGCGCACGGACUGAGUUCAUCUGCGAGAAGGAUGCAGCGAAGGAGGGGUUGACGUACAAGUCAAUUGACUUCGGUGGUGACACCACUGUGGUUCACCUUGAAUGGCACACCCGGUUUGCAUGUCUUGAUGUCCCGAAGAACCUUCCACCACCCGAGAAGGACGGAAAGCACGGCGAGCACCCACCACCGCCUCACGACGGUGACCGCUCGAGAUCAUGGGGAUUCUUCACGUGGCUCAUCAUCGUCGUCUUCCUCGUCAUUGCAGCCUAUAUCAUCGUUGGGUCUUUCUUGAAUUACAACAGAUAUGGAGCGACGAAUUGGAGUGAUUUGUUGCCGCAUGCGGAGUCGUUGAGGGAUUUGCCGUGGUUGUUGAAGGAUUUCGGAAGGGCUUGUUUGGACGUGAUUAAGGGAAGACGGACGGCGACGGGAGGGUAUGAGGGAGUAUGA